Amphiprion ocellaris (clown anemonefish) is the source of this 962-nucleotide messenger RNA. It is a transcript of the gene iyd, whose product is annotated as iodotyrosine deiodinase. The record is from RefSeq and is a predicted model, not a curated record. The transcript is spliced from 5 exons. Lineage: Eukaryota; Metazoa; Chordata; Actinopteri; Pomacentridae. The coding region runs from base 47 to 931 and encodes 294 amino acids. Gene Ontology annotation, molecular function: oxidoreductase activity.
UGACUCAUCAGAUAACGGCGGCGUUUCGUAACCCUCGGACGUCCUCAUGGCUCUGCUGUCCGGCCUCACGCCCGUCCUGCUGGCCCUCCUCUGCCUGGUGGUCGGAUUCCUGCUGCUCAGGUCCCGGGAAACCUCCAGGACCACGUCCAGGAAGCCCAGCGAGGGGAAGGAGAAGCCGUGGGUGGACCAGGACCUGCAGGACGACUCAGAAACAACAGCAGCAGGAGGAGGAGAGGAUGAUGGCUGGGUGGAUCCUGCUGAGGAGGAAGACCUCGCUCACGUUCCUUAUUCUCCUCGUCGUUACUCCGAGGAGUCGAUGCUGCAGAGAUCCACAGACUUCUACCGUCUGAUGAACCAGAGGAGGUCCGUCAGGUUCCUCAGCCCCGAGCCGGUUCCCCGAGACGUCAUCGACAGAGUCGUCCACACGGCAGGUACGGCCCCCAGCGGAGCUCACACUGAACCCUGGACCUUCGUGGUGGUUUCAGACCCGGAGAUGAAGCAUCGCAUCCGGCUCAUCGUGGAGGAAGAGGAGGAGGUGAACUACCGGCAGAGGAUGGGGGACAAGUGGGUCCAGGAUCUGGCCAGACUCAGGACCAACUGGAUUAAAGAAUAUCUGGACGUUGCUCCGUACCUCAUCCUCAUCUUCAAACAGACUUAUGGGAUCUUACCCAACGGGAAGAAGAAGACUCACUACUACAACGAGAUCAGCGUCUCCAUCUCCUGUGGGAUCCUGCUGGCCGCCCUCCAGAACGUCGGUCUGGUCACCGUCACUUCCACUCCGUUGAACUGUGGUCCUCAGCUCAGACUGCUGCUCAACCGACCGGCCAAUGAGAAGCUGCUGAUGCUGCUUCCUGUCGGGUAUCCGGCCGCCGACGCCACCGUGCCCGACCUCAAACGCAAAAACGUGGAGGACAUCAUGGUGCAUGUGUGACAGAAUCAACAAUAAACGCAAAAUAAAAACA